AGCUUGUGCAGUCCAUUGAUUAAUUAACAUAAUGGCAUCAAGCUCAAUGUCCUCCCGUGGGUCCGGUUCAUGGACUGCCAAGCAGAACAAAGACUUCGAAAGGGCGUUGGCAGUAUACGACAAGGACACCCCCGACCGUUGGUACAAUGUCGCCAAGGCGGUCGGAGGGAAAACUGCCGACGAAGUCAAGAGGCACUACGAGCUGCUCGAGGCUGAUGUCAAGUACAUCGAGUCCGGCCAAGUUCCAUUCCCCUAUAGGUCCUCUGCCAAUUAGCCCAAAGGAUGGGUUUGCAUCUCAGCUACAAUAAAGAUGAUGAUCUGCUACUAGUAUUAAUUUAUGGAAGAAUAUGCCAUUAAUGAUUAUCUUCUAAGUUUUGUUGUGCUCUUAUAGUUUAUGUUGUACGAGGAAAGUGGAACAUAAUUGUGAUACUUGCUUCCU
Messenger RNA from Hibiscus syriacus, 439 nucleotides. RefSeq names its product protein RADIALIS-like 1. Gene Ontology annotation, molecular function: DNA-binding transcription factor activity. NCBI's taxonomy places the organism in Eukaryota, Viridiplantae, Streptophyta, Magnoliopsida, Malvales, Malvaceae. The coding region runs from base 32 to 274 and encodes 80 amino acids. The transcript is spliced from 2 exons. The record is from RefSeq and is a predicted model, not a curated record.